AUGUCCAAGAUCCUUACCGUAUUUGGAGCAACUGGCGGACAAGGCGGUUCAGUCAUCGAUCAUAUCCUCGCCCACCCUCAGCUUGCAAAGACGUACCAGAUUCGCGCCAUUACACGUGAUGUAACCAAAGCGGCAGCGCUGGGGUUGAAAGAGAAGGGAGUCGAAGUCGUCUCUGCCGACUUGAAUGACAAGGAGUCCGUCGCCAAAACGGUCGAAGGGUCCAGUAUCGUUUUUGGAGUUACGAACUUCUGGGAGACGGCGAACAAGGAUAUCGAGGUCAAACAGGGCAGGAACAUCGUUGACGCCGCAAAAAAAGCCAAUGUCGAGCGCUUGAUCUUCUCCUCGCUCGUCAAUGUCACCAAAGAAACCAACGGCCGCAUCACUUCUGUCAAGCACUUUGAUGGCAAAGCGGAGAUUGAAGAAUAUGCCCGAUCUGUUGGAGUACCAGGCACGUAUUUUAUGCCCUCCGUCUUCGACAUCUUCUUCUUGGGUUUCUUCCGCAAGAACGCCAAUGGGGAGUACGCCUUGGGUCUGCCAUUCGAAGGGACCGUGAGAAUUCCACUGAUCGACAUCGGAUCUGACGCUGGUCUCUUCGUAGCCGCCAUCCUUCUCCAGCUCCCAGAGACUCUCAACAAGCGCGUCGUUGCCAGUGGAGGAUAUGUGACACCAGACGAGGCGGUCGCCACGUUUACCGAAGUCACUGGCAGAAAGGCCGUCUACAACAAUCCCGGCUGGGACCUGUGGAGCUCAUUCCUCCCUCCAAAGGCCAAGGAAGAGAUGACGGGCAAUUGGCAGCUCAUCUACAAUCCCGGCUACUACGCGGGAGAGCCCGAAAAUGCCAUCGAUGAGGGACAUGCUCUUGUGGCGAAGGCUGGCUUGAGGAAGCCACACAGCUGGAAGGAGUUUGUGGCGGUCAACUUCAAAGAGUAG
This is a messenger RNA of Zasmidium cellare ATCC 36951, 930 nucleotides long. RefSeq lists its product as uncharacterized. Bases 1 to 930 code for a protein of 309 amino acids. The record is from RefSeq and is a predicted model, not a curated record. Lineage: Eukaryota; Fungi; Ascomycota; Dothideomycetes; Mycosphaerellales; Mycosphaerellaceae. The transcript has 5 exons.